AUGCCGCCACCUACGCAGCCCCAACCCGUGACACGCGCAAAUGGGCGCUCUCCCCUCUCAGACCAGCCAGUGGCGGGUCCAUCAUCUGUCCGGAUGGGCGGAUCACCCAUGACGGGGCUGAGCUACGGCGGGCGGAGUAUGCGAGUAAGCAGUGGAGGAAUGGGCGGCGGUGGGGCAGGGAGCUACGGUGCUCGUUUCUACGGCGGAGGAUUCGAUUCGCCAUCCAAUAUCUUCUCCUCCAGUAUCACCAUGGAAAGCUCCUCCUUCAACACCUCCUCCGCCGCCUUCAACCUCGGUACAUCCGCCUCCUUUCGUGGAGGCAGAUCCUACGCCGCCGCCGCCAAAGGCGAGCGAGAUCAUCUCCUCCAUCGUCCCCAACCCCCAAAUCACGGCUCGAUGAAUCCCGCCGCCCUCUCGUCGUCAUUCGCAGGCAUGUCAUUCCAGCCCAUGUCCUUCUCAUUCGGCGCCGGCUCCUACAAUAAAUCCCAAGUCCACUCCCUCAUGGCCAACGCCUCGGCGUCGUCAAAUCGGGUCCGGACCGACGCGGAGCUUACGCGCACGUACGAGUGUUGCGGGAACACCCAUCACGGACUGCAUGAUCUGUUGGAGCACGUCGAGGAUGCCCACCCGUUCACGGAUCCGGAUAGCAGCGGGGUGUCUGCCCCGCACGUCGGGUACUCGCCGCAGGUCAUGGCGAUGGAGAUGGAUAUGGAUGUCGCCGAGGCGCCAAAUCUGGGGACGAUCGAAGAGAGGGCGUCAGGGCAGGGAUCAACCAGAUCGUCCAUGUCACCAACGGCUGCACCGGGUAUGCCAAGCUAUCCCGUACCCACCUCCGCAUCCUCCUCCAAACCCAGUACCCCAAAUGAAGGCGCGCCAUCCCCCGCCGCUUUGCAAAUCUCGGACGUCCUCACUUCCCCAUGGGCAAACUCGCCCUUAUCCCUCGGCGGUCCACCCAAACCAAAAUCACAACCACCCUCGGCCGGCUCGAACGCCUCCACAUCCUCCUCGCCACCCGAAGGCAGUCUCGCCACGCCCACCACCUCCACCCAACAAUCUCCCGUCUUCACCGUACCCAAAGUUGGGCCUACGCGGGGGUUCCUCGGCGCCGUCCCGCGGCUCCCACAACAGCGGUUCGAUCGGGCAUUCAACGAGGUCGUAGCGGGUUCGCCGAAAAAUAUGGAAAAUCAACUUUCCGGACCCAAAACCCCAAAGUCUACACUCCCUACGGCGGUCGCACCGGGCGUACUGUUCGCGUCGGCAGCGGCGAAUCUGGGCAUCCCAACGGGUCCGCCGGUACCAGGUGGGAAAGCGGCAGAGCCAGCGGUGGCGGCAAAUGGCGCGGCGGCGAUCGCCGGUGCCGCUGAUUCGGGGGUGGCUGCUCCUGCACCUAAGCCUUCGACAGAGAUACAACUACCCGAGCCUAGUCCCUUUACGACGCACAAGCCAUGGAAGUGCCCAAAUAUAGGGUGCAACAAGUCUUAUAAACAAAGCAAUGGACUCAAGUAUCAUUUGUCGAAAGGGCAAUGCGACUUCGCCCUGAGCGAUGCCAUAGAGACGGGAAUGACCAUCGAGGAAGCUGAGGAUAAGGCGAGGCCAUGGGUGUGCGCUGUGAAUCCUGCGACCUGUCAAAAAAGAUACCGUCAGGCUAACGGUUUAAAGUACCAUUACCUCAAUUCGGGCGAACACGGUCUCUUCGGCUUAAGGAUGCUCCAGAACGGUACACACCCCAUACCUUCGGGUUCGAGCUCCAGCAACGUCCCCAAGCCAAAUUCAGUCUCCACCGCAACCUCUUCGGUCAACACCUCCUCUUCCGCCACUGCCAAUCCCGCCGCUCUUCGACGUCCCCUUCCUGGCCCCACUCCCACCUCCACAGCCACCGCCACCGCAUCCGCCGCUGCCGCUUCGUCCGCAGCGCGACCAUACCAUAUCCCGUCCCAAAUUGGCGCGACAAGACCACGGAUGGGCGUCUUUCCUCCCAACACCACUCCGGCUCGUGCAGGCAUGCCUGGCGGAUUGGCCGGUAUCGGCCGCGCUGGCGUACCGGUUCGGCCAUCGAUACAUUCGGCAGGCGGAAUGGGGAAUGGGUUGAUGCAGGGGCAGAAACCCGCUCCGCCACCUCAGCUGCCGCCGCAGAGGGGCAGGGACGCCGUCCUCUUCGCCGCCGUGGAGACUAUGGAUCUCUGA
This is a messenger RNA of Dioszegia hungarica, 2184 nucleotides long. RefSeq lists its product as uncharacterized. NCBI's taxonomy places the organism in Eukaryota, Fungi, Basidiomycota, Tremellomycetes, Tremellales, Bulleribasidiaceae. The transcript has 7 exons. The record is from RefSeq and is a predicted model, not a curated record. The coding region runs from base 1 to 2184 and encodes 727 amino acids. Gene Ontology annotation, cellular component: nucleus.